Thecamonas trahens ATCC 50062 is the source of this 536-nucleotide messenger RNA. RefSeq lists its product as uncharacterized. Gene Ontology annotation, biological process: spliceosomal snRNP assembly; mRNA splicing, via spliceosome. NCBI's taxonomy places the organism in Eukaryota, Apusomonadida, Apusomonadidae. The record is from RefSeq and is a predicted model, not a curated record. The coding region runs from base 72 to 317 and encodes 81 amino acids. Gene Ontology annotation, molecular function: RNA binding. Gene Ontology annotation, cellular component: catalytic step 2 spliceosome; U1 snRNP. The transcript is spliced from 3 exons.
UCCAACCACCACCACCACCACCCACCUCCGCCCCACCGCCCACCACCACCCCACACACAUUUACACCCACCAUGGCUUUGGAGGCAGUCAACCCGGAACAGUUUCUUGUGGGACUCGUGGGCAAGAAGGUCCUGCUCAAGCUCAAGUGGGGCCCGGCGUACACAGGGCUUCUGCUCUCGUCCGACUCGCACAUGAACAUCCAGCUGGACAACGCGUGUGAGGUCGAUCCUGCAUCGGGCGAGGAGACUCUGCUCGGUGAGGUGGUCUUCCGAUGCAACAACAUCCUUUACAUCCGCGAUCUCGCCGAGGCUGCAUAAGAUGCAGACUGUGUUGGUGCUCCGAACAUACGCCGAUCAUACCGCGGCAUGAGCGUUUCGAUUGCCCAGCAGAAGGGGGGGGGCAAUAUGACUAUUGAGUCGUGGCAUUGUCGGCCAUGGCCCCGUCUGCCCCCCUCCCCCGCGCGCCUUUGCGGCGGCCACAACUGUAUGUGGCCCGGGCCGCUUUAAAAUCCGAAAACAAACAUCAAACAUAACGUC